UGGCAACUGCUGAGUCAUCCUCCCCAGUCUGCAGCAGUCCUCGAAUUCCAUCUUAGUACGUAGGGCCUUGCAACACCCGUCAAUAUUGAUAUUGAUGCUUCCAUUCACUUUAUUAGCUUCCGCACAACUGGGGGUAGGGGGGCUUCAUCUCUGGAAGUGAGGAAGUGCAAAGAGCAGGCCUCCGAAUGGGAAAUCUACCCACAACGGUUAAGCACUGCCUGAGCUACGAGCAGCUCGUCCAGGACUAUCCAUGGCUGAGACGCUGGCUGCUGGAAGAGGCAGAGACUGCUUCAGAGUAUCCAAAGUGUGUGAAAAUAGUUGAAGUUGGGCCCAGAGAUGGACUCCAAAACGAAAAGGAAAUUGUUGCAACAGGCGUGAAAAUCCAACUGAUAGACAUGCUCUCGGGAUCAGGCCUGCGUGUGAUCGAGGCCACCAGCUUUGUCUCCUCAAAGUGGGUACCGCAGAUGGCCGACCACACUGAGGUUCUCACAGGAAUCCAGAGAGCACCUCAUGUUCAGUACCCGGUAUUGACACCCAACAUGAAAGGCUUUCAAGACGCUGUUGCAGCAGGCGCUAAUGAAGUGGCAGUGUUUGGCUCAGCAUCUGAGACCUUCUGCAAAAAAAACAUAAAUUGCUCUAUCGAUGAAAGCAUGAAGAGGUUUGAUGAAGUCGUCAAGGGCGCCAAAGAACUAACAAUUCCAGUCCGCGGAUACGUUUCCUGUGCCCUUGGAUGCCCUUAUGAAGGACACGUUGAACCAUCCAAAGUUGCCGAGGUGGCCAAGAGAUUAUAUGAGAUGGGAUGCUAUGAGGUCUCGCUGGGGGACACCAUCGGCGUGGGCACUCCAGGUUCCAUGUGUAAGAUGCUGCAGAGCGUAAUGAAGGACGUUCCGGCGAGCGCUCUUGCAGUUCACUGCCAUGACACGUACGGCCAAGCGUUGCCAAACAUCCUCACCGCACUUCAGAUGGGAGUGCGCGUAGUGGACUCCGCAGUGGCCGGUCUGGGAGGUUGCCCGUACGCUCAGGGUUCAUCUGGCAAUGUUUCAACAGAGGAUGUUCUCUACAUGCUCCAUGGCAUGGGCAUCCACACUGGGGUAAACCUUGCCAAAGUCCUGGAGGCAGGUGACUUCAUCUGCACUGCUUUACAUCGCAGGACAAACUCCAAGGUUGCUCAGGCAAGAAGCAGAAAGCCAUGAUCUUGUUUCUUUCACACAUUUGACUUGAUUUGAUGAUGAGUGCUUUGCCUCUUCUUUCUGUCUUAAAUUCUUUGUGUAGGGAUUUUAAUGUGCAUCUGCCUGGUUUGCACUUCAACUAGUUUAAAGUGUAUCUGACAUUUAAAGUAUGUUUAAUUCAAAUAAUCGCUCUCUGUUAAUAAUGUCAACUGCAUUUAUUUGGCCAUUGCAAACGAUCCUCAAGCUCUAAAUUAGAACUGGAAUUCUGGUUUGCAUACUAAAAGAAGUUGCAGAUGCCCUUUUUCCAGGCUGCAGUCAUCCUUCUACUUCUACUACAUCUUAGUCACAUUCAUAUCACGAAUAAUCUCAGCAGAAGGUUAGUACCUAAUUGCUUUUUGCAUAGUUGUUUCCACUGGUAUUUCAUUACUGGAAAUAGAAAAAAAUGCUACCUUUCAGUCUUUUUAAUUAGGAACUUUUCCGAAUUCAGGUCAGAGUCUGUAGAGUUUCUCCUCAGGAUUGUCAAACAUCAUUCGAAACGUGUGCACUCAUUAUUUAUUGUUAUUGUUUUGUUUUAACUAGGGAUCAGAGGUUUAGGGGUGUCGAGCUCCCGGCCAGGCAAAAUAAAUUUCACUGUUUUGUACGUUGUAUCGCUAUUUCUAGUAAAGAGAAGCAUAACUGUUUUUGUUCAAAUAUUUAGUUUCAACCACUUGACUUGCUUGUUUAUUUAAAAGCACAUAUAGUUUAAAAAAAAACAACUCAAAAUUUAGGGGUGCUGUUAUCCAAUUUAGGGAUGCUUGAGCACCCCCCAAAAACAGCUUGGCUUCUCUUGACAUGCCCAUAAAUACCAGAUAGCCAACAAGGAGCUGAGCAGUGUAUCUGAAGGCACAUUUCACACUGACAAUAACAAAACACCCCUAACGAGGAGAGGAGGAUCAUCAGCAGCUGGAUCAAAUCUCUUCAAAAACAAAGACAGAAUUCUAAAAAAAAAAAAGAAAAAGAAAUGUGUAAAAUGUGGUACACAAUGAAAGACACCAAGCAAAUUAAGAGAGCACCAAUAAAACAUUUUCUAUUACUAACAAUUUCUACAGGCAUUUUAUAAAAUAUCGAUGCAAGGUCAUUGGGCAAACAUUGUCUGUCUCAUCCAUUUGGAGUAUUUAGAUAAACAAGAAGAUGAAACAACAUAGUGCAGCCAGUAAGAGUGUGAUCAGAAUGCCUUAAGUGCAGUUCUUCUUUUAAUGUGGAUAUGUGGCAAUGUUCUGAUAAAACCGCCGCUGUUGUAGAACAUUUGGGAUAUUAUGAACGUUCAUUUUUCAGGUUACACUGUAGCACCUAUUGUGGGUGCCUGUAAUUAGUCAAGUAUUUGGACCGUCUCACCCAAUGUUUCCCGACCACUACACAUUAGGCUUCUAUGAGACAUGGCUGGGAAUUUAUUCAAUUUCACUUAACUGGUCUGAAAUGUAUUGUUUAAGCUUUAUUGGAGCUUUUCAAACAGGACUGCUAAAAAAAAAACUAAAAAAGAGGAUGACUCAGAGUUGCUGAAUAAGAGCUCUGUGUGUCUUUCAUCAAUUCUAUGUGAGUACAACAGUUUUAAGCUCAACCAAACAGGCCAGAAUUUCACACAAAUCAGGGCCGACUUCAUUCGCCGCCAAUCAAAGCGGCGCCUCUCAUUCCCUUUUAAAUGUGGUGCAAUGACUCUGUGCGGAAGAGGAGGAUGUGUAAUCGCAGCAAUGCAUGCACGAGUGGAGCGUUGUCAGUGCUCUUGGCUGGGGUGGCAACAGACAUUCUUAGUGGUAUACGCUUAUUAAAUUAAUAAUAAACUGAUGAUAACUGCUGACGACUUAAAGAUGUCCGUGGACCUCAGUAUCUGACUGCCUAUGCCGCAAUCAAAUUCACCAAAAUAGCGUUAGAAUAGCAGUCUACCUUAUGCCAGAAUUUAGACGUGGUCUGAGCGUGCAUAAGUUUAGAUGGACUUUCAGCCACCAAAUUGUCACUCAGCCAGGCGCAUCUCCAAGGACACACCCUCACCGCCCCGGAACGGCCAGCUUGGCACAGACAGGUCUGCCAAAUUGGCAAAGACACAGAGUGAUGAUAGUCGACCGGCAUUUGCGCCCCACUGCAGAUGUCUACGAAUAUAGAGCCCCGACUAUGUAACUUCGUGAAUAAAUUAAGAGAUCAUUGUUAUGUCAGUAUAUAUAUUUUUUGUGGCAUUUUCGUGCGGUGAUGUGCCAUGAGAUUUUUGUGCCUUUGUUCAAUAAAUGUUGAAAAACACUGGUCUAA
Messenger RNA from Phyllopteryx taeniolatus (common seadragon), 3446 nucleotides. It is a transcript of the gene hmgcll1, whose product is annotated as 3-hydroxymethyl-3-methylglutaryl-CoA lyase like 1. The transcript is spliced from 9 exons. The coding region runs from base 186 to 1193 and encodes 335 amino acids. Gene Ontology annotation, biological process: L-leucine catabolic process; ketone body biosynthetic process. The record is from RefSeq and is a predicted model, not a curated record. Lineage: Eukaryota; Metazoa; Chordata; Actinopteri; Syngnathiformes; Syngnathidae. Gene Ontology annotation, molecular function: hydroxymethylglutaryl-CoA lyase activity.